GAGUUAAGGCGCAUGCGCAGUUCGAAAAACCAGCCGGUAACCCCGAAAAAGGAGGAGAGCCCGCCUCGCUCGCAGCCCAGUGUCUGUACCCGGCUAAAUCCUGUAACCGAGGAGCGAAUCGGCAUGUGCGGAGGGUGGAACCAAGGCUUGGUCCCAUCGGGAAGGCCCCGACUCCGAACGCUCUCCCUGGGAUUGGCUAGCCUCAGACCCAAUUUGAUUGGGGUUUUCGACCGCUUCUCUGAUUGGUGUGCGCCUGGCGCGAGUUCAGACAAACUAUCCCCGGCUUUGCGGCCAGCUAUACCUUCUAGGGCGCGGUGCCCUCUGAUUGGUGGGCUAACUGCGCGGGCUCAGCCCCCGAGUGCUGGCCGUGCGAAGCCCCAGGCAAGUCACUCCCUGAUUGGCUAGCCCUAGCGCCCUUCCUGUGGACUCGGCUUCAGACUUCAAUUUACAGGAAAUCACCAGGCUCUGUACUCACUACAGUACUAUAUCAAGACAUGGAUUGGGACCAGUUUGACAUGAAUCCCAAAGUGAUAGCUGCUGUUAAGAAAGCUAAUAUAAAAUCAAUAAAAGAGAUUUUGAAUCUUUCUGGAGCAGACUUGCAAAGGCUGACAAAACUGUCCAAUAUGGAUGUACAGUGCUUACUGAAAACAGUCUCUGGUAUGCUGAGGAAAAGCUGUGUGCUUACAGCACUUCAGCUGUACCAAGACAAAGAUCACUGCACAUCCCAACACCAGAAACUAAGCCUGGGUUGCUCACUACUAGAUAGCUUAUUAAGAGGUGGCAUUCCUGUGGUGGGGAUCACAGAACUUGCUGGUGAGAGCUCUGCUGGGAAGACUCAGAUUAGUUUGCAGCUGUGCCUUUCUGUGCAGUAUCCUUAUGAAUAUGGAGGAUUAGAAUCUGGUGCUGUCUACAUUUGCACAGAAGAUGUUUUCCCAAAUAAACGCUUGCAGCAACUGAUUGAACAACAACAUAAAUUUAGGGUAGAUGUUCCACCUGAUAUCAUACAGAAAAUAAAAUUUGGAAACAGUGUUUUCAUUGAGCAUGCCGCAGACCUUUCCAGACAACAAUUGGCCCUCCUAUGUUGGGAAACAACGGACACCUUCUACAACUGCAUUGCUAAAAGGAUUACCUUACUGCUCUCAAGAGGCAUGGUGCGUUUGGUGGUCAUUGAUUCUAUGGCUGCUUUGUUUCGAUGUGAAUUUGGCGCAAAAGAUUCAGUUAUGAAAGCCAGAUAUCUGCAGACAUUCGGAGCAAAACUUCACAGUUUAAGCAGUAGAUUCAGAACUCCAAUACUGUGCAUUAAUCAGGUAACGGAUGCAGUGGAUGAGAGAGAUGUUGCUCAGAGCAAUUUUGGCUUAUUGCAUAAGAACGUUUCUCCAGCACUUGGGCUAACCUGGUCCAACCAACUGUUGAUGAGAUUGAUGGCCAGUCGAAUAACACAAUCAGAACAGUCACCUGGAGGUGCAUUACAGCAUACUGGAAGUGUUUUGAGGACUUUAAGCGUGGUUUUUGCUCCUCAUCUCCCUCAGUCCUUUUGCUGCUAUGCAGUAAAUUUGGAAGGUGUGAAAGGAGUAAAAGUGAAAACUCCACUGUGAAAAUGUUACAUAUCUAUCUACACCAAAGAUAGGUAUAAAAGAUUGUGAAUCAAGAAGCCAUUUGCCUAAUUUUUUUUCAUCUGUAGAAAAAAAUAUGCCUAACAUGUAUAUGGAAAAUGUUGCUUAGACAAUACACUUUUAUAACCAUAUUCUGAGAAAAUACAGAAGCAGUGAUAGAGAAUAGAUUUCUGUACCUACUUUUAGGUUCAGUUAGGUUUGCACCUUGAUGCAUCUAUCUUGGAAAAGAAGGGAUCUUAAUAAAAUAUUACUUGCAUCUUUGGGAUGCAGACAAUAGUAAAUGCUGGCCUGGUUUAAACACUUACUGAAGUAAGCCAACUGUACUUUCAAAUGCUGACUCUAGCAGGGAAAUACCAUGUUUAUAAAAGAAAAGGAGUACUUGUGGCACCUUA
Molecule: messenger RNA, 2005 nt
Organism: Dermochelys coriacea (leatherback sea turtle)
Lineage: Eukaryota; Metazoa; Chordata; Testudines; Dermochelyidae
Gene: XRCC3
Product: X-ray repair cross complementing 3
Exons: 9
Coding region: 495-1595 (366 amino acids)
Biological process (GO): t-circle formation; double-strand break repair via synthesis-dependent strand annealing; resolution of mitotic recombination intermediates
Cellular component (GO): replication fork; Rad51C-XRCC3 complex
Molecular function (GO): ATP binding; ATP-dependent DNA damage sensor activity; four-way junction DNA binding
Source: RefSeq, a predicted model, not a curated record